Carlito syrichta (Philippine tarsier) is the source of this 3353-nucleotide messenger RNA. RefSeq names its product kelch like family member 4 (gene KLHL4). The transcript has 11 exons. NCBI's taxonomy places the organism in Eukaryota, Metazoa, Chordata, Mammalia, Primates, Tarsiidae. Bases 350 to 2506 code for a protein of 718 amino acids. Gene Ontology annotation, molecular function: protein binding. The record is from RefSeq and is a predicted model, not a curated record.
CUGCAAGUCCAGGCAGGAGGACUAGGAGAAAGCCUGAAAAUCUAACAGCUGGAGUGUGUGUGGUAGCUGCUUUCCUGUGGUAAACUGAUUUACUUGUUUAAGGUCUGACCUCAUCAUCCUGUCAGCAUGGGUUUCCACCUACACUGUUAGCUGCAGCUUUCUGUUUCAGCUAGAAGGCUUGAAUCAUUCACAGUGUACCACAGGCAUUGGGGGAGGGGAGAGAAAGCUAGAAAGACUGUUCUCUCGGCACUUGUGCUUUUGUUAGUUCUACAGAGAAGGCGGAGAAACAAGAGAUAACAAAGGAUUCGUUUCCUUUCUGUGAGAGAAGGCUUUUGUCUUUCCUGCAACGAUGUCAGUGUCCAGCAAGAAGGAAUUCGAUGUGAAACAGAUCCUAAGGCUGCGCUGGAGGUGGUUUAGUCAUCCUUCUCAAGGUUCGCCCAACACUGGAAGCUGCCUUCAGCAGGAAGGAUAUGAGCAUAGAGAGACCCCGGUUCAGGGCAGGCUGAAGAACCACCCUUGGGAUAGAAACAGACUGAAGAAAAGCAAUAGUCCUGUCCACCACAAUAUAUUGGCACCAGUGCCAGGACCAGUCCCUGCCUAUCAAAGAGACCUUCAGAACUGGCACCAACAAAAACUGAUAGAACAUCUUCAGACAAAUGAAGAUACUCCUAAAGCAGUUCCAGAGGAGAAUUUGUUCAAAGAAGCCUUUGAAAAACGCUCACAAGAUUUGGAGAUGAUGGUUGAUGAAAAUAUAGAAGAUUCUAGAGCAAGAUCUGAUAUAAAACACCCUGAAGAAAUGAAUGUCACCAGAUCUGAGGAACAAUUCCAUGCUCUAAACCAUGCAGAGCAAACUCUUCGCAAAAUGGAGAACUACUUGAAAGAGAAGCAACUGUGUGAUGUGCUACUUGUUGCUGGACACCUCCGAAUCCCAGCUCACAGAUUGGUUCUCAGUGCAGUGUCUGAUUAUUUUGCUGCAAUGUUUACAAAUGAUGUGCUAGAAGCCAAACAAGAAGAAGUCAGGAUGGAAGGCAUAGAUCCAAAUGCACUUAAUUCCUUGGUGCGGUAUGCUUACACAGGUGUUCUGCAAUUGAGAGAAGAUACCAUUGAAAGUUUGCUGGCUGCAGCUUGUCUCCUGCAGCUGACUCAGGUCAUUGAAGUCUGCUCCAGUUUUCUCAUAAAGCAACUCCAUCCUUCAAACUGCUUGGGUAUUCGAUCAUUUGGAGAUGCCCAAGGAUGUACAGAGCUUCUGAAUGUGGCACAUAAAUUUACUAUGGAACAUUUCACUGAAGUAAUAAAGAACCAAGAAUUCCUCCUGCUUCCAGCUAAUGAAAUUUCAAAACUUCUGUGCAGUGAUGAUAUUAAUGUGCCCAAUGAAGAAACCAUUUUUCAUGCUCUAAUGCAGUGGGUGGGGCAUGAUGUACAGACUAGGCAACAAGACCUGGCGAUGCUGCUUUCUUACAUCAGACUGCCAUUACUUCCACCACAGUUACUGGCAGAUCUAGAAAACAGUUCCCUGUUUACUGGUGAUCUUGAGUGUCAAAAGCUCCUGAUGGAAGCUAUGAAGUAUCAUCUCUUACCUGAGAGAAGGCCCAUGAUGCAAAGCCCAAGGACAAAGCCUAGAAAAUCAACUGUGGGGGUACUUUAUGCUGUGGGAGGCAUGGAUGCUAUGAAAGGUACUACUACAAUUGAAAAAUAUGACCUCAGGACCAACAGUUGGCUACAUAUUGGCACCAUGAGUGGUCGUAGGCUUCAAUUUGGAGUUUCAGUUAUUGAUAAUAAGCUAUAUGUUGUGGGAGGAAGAGAUGGUUUAAAAACUUUGAAUACUGUGGAAUGUUUUAAUCCAGUUGGAAAAAUUUGGACUGUGAUGCCUCCCAUGUCAACACAUCGGCAUGGCUUAGGUGUAGCCACACUCGAAGGACCAAUGUAUGCUGUAGGUGGUCAUGAUGGAUGGAGCUAUCUAAAUACUGUAGAAAGAUGGGACCCUGAGGGACGCCAGUGGAAUUACGUGGCCAGUAUGUCAACUUCUAGAAGCACAGUUGGUGUUGUUGCAUUAAACAGCAAAUUAUAUGCUGUUGGUGGACGUGAUGGAAGUUCUUGCCUCAAAUCAAUGGAAUACUUUGACCCACACACUAACAAAUGGAGUCUAUGUGCUCCAAUGUCCAAAAGACGUGGAGGUGUGGGAGUUGCCACAUAUAAUGGAUUUUUAUAUGUUGUAGGAGGACAUGAUGCUCCUGCUUCUAACCAUUGCUCCAGGCUUUCUGACUGUGUGGAACGAUAUGAUCCAAAAAGUGACUCAUGGUCAACUGUGGCACCUCUGAAUGUACCUCGAGAUGCUGUUGCGGUAUGCUCUCUUGGAGACAAACUCUACGUGGUUGGAGGAUAUGAUGGACAUACUUAUUUGAAUACUGUUGAGUCAUAUGAUGCACAGAAAAAUGAAUGGAAAGAGGAAACUCCUGUUAACAUUGGAAGAGCUGGUGCAUGUGUUGUAGUAGUGAAGCUAUCCUAAAGCUCCCUUUAUCAAAGCAAAUGAAACUGAAUCAUUUCAAGAAACGGGAUAUCAGAAGAAGAGAGAAAGAAAAAAACGUGUUAUUAUAUGCACUUAAUAAUUAAACUGGAAAAUAAUUUUGUCAUUAUUACACAUAAUUAUAAUUAUUCUCGUUUAUGAAGCCAAAACGAGUUUUUAAACCUGAAUGACAUGAGGGUUAAGAGUAUGUGUUGUCACAGCUCAUAAUAUGAAAGAAAAUCCAGUAGUUUAGGUUUAUCCUCAUUACUAUAAAAUGUUUAAAUAGUAAAUAAAAAUUGAUGGCGAUCAAAGUGUUAGAUUUCAAAAACAAAAUGUACUCUUAUCUAGAAUACAAUUUCAUAUAAAAGAGAAUAUCUAAAACUUAAAAUAGAAAGUCUGAUUUUCAGUAGGAUAUCAGUCUCUUAUUCAAACAAUAUCCUCAACAACUGAAUUAACACCUCAUAUUUAUCAAGAGGACAGAUCUUAUUGUGUUGAGGCUAAAAAACUGGCUCAUUGACAAAAUUUGUUAUGCUAAUCACAGUAUGUCAAAAUUUUUACAAGCUUACUUUUUUUCAGUAACCAUAUGCCAGAGCACACAUAUAGAUUUCUUAACAUAUUGUCUUGAUAGAUUUUUUUUUACCAAGAAAGUAUUAUUGUAAUUUAAUAUACACAAUCCAUCCAACAAAAUAGUGAUAUUUAUCAUAUUGAUGUAAACUGUGACCUCAGCUUCAGAAUGUCAGGGCCUAACUUGUAUAGAACUUAAUAUUCUCCUCAAAUAUUUAUGUGAACGCUGUAAACAAAUAUAAUUAAGUUAAACAUGUUUUCAAAACAAAAUAAGACCAUUACCUUG